Daucus carota subsp. sativus is the source of this 1360-nucleotide messenger RNA. RefSeq names its product probable inactive dual specificity protein phosphatase-like At4g18593. NCBI's taxonomy places the organism in Eukaryota, Viridiplantae, Streptophyta, Magnoliopsida, Apiales, Apiaceae. Gene Ontology annotation, molecular function: protein tyrosine/serine/threonine phosphatase activity. The coding region runs from base 542 to 874 and encodes 110 amino acids. Gene Ontology annotation, biological process: protein dephosphorylation. The transcript has 6 exons. The record is from RefSeq and is a predicted model, not a curated record.
AACAUUUUGACAGUCAUCUCCUCUCUCAACUCGCUGAACCCUCUGGAUUUCAUCUCUCUGGAAUCUCUGGUUGAGGGUUAGUUGGGGGUUAAUCUCAGGUUGCACUCUCUAUCUCUAUCUCAUUUCAUUUUUACUUUUUGUGAGUAUGCAUGCUUCUGAUUUGUAAUUAGGGUUUGUAAAUUUGGGUUUAGUUAGUUGGGUUUUUGUAUAUUUAUGGCUAAUUAGGUGUUUUAUGUUUGAUUUUUUAGUGGGGUUUUGUAUUUUGUGGUCUGGAUUUGUUGUAAUUAAACUUUAAUUAGGGUUUUUUAUAUGGUUGUAAUUUGGGGAUUUUUGUAUGCCUAUGUUUUUAUUUUUUAUAUGCCUCUGUUUUUAGUAUGUCUUAGUAUGUUUGUUUAAGUUAGAUGGCUCAAUAUUAGUAUUCUUGUGAUUUGAAAGUCUCAUAUCUGGAUUCACUUGUGUCUAAAGAACUGUCUUUAGUAUGUUUGUAAUUUCUGAAUAUUAGCAGGCUUGUAAUUUGGGGUGCUUGGGAGGACCAGUGCACAUGAAUGAAGAGCCUGCAGAAUGUUCCUCCAUUUAUGUAGAACCUAUGAAGUGGAUGGAAGCAGUUCAAGAAGGUUUUGUGGGACAAAAGCUGCAGUGCAUUGGGUGUAAAGGUCGCCUGGGUUCUUUCAAUUGGGCAGGAAUGCGGUGCAACUGUGGAGCAUGGGUUAUUCCUGCAUUUCAGCUGCACAAAAAUCGGAUGGAUGAAUGCAGUCUGUCUAUAUUGGCUCAAUUUUUUCACUCGGAAGAAAGAAGUUUUUCUAUAACUGGCAACUCUCCACGGCAAGUCGUUUCUGAAGAAAUUUUAAAGCUAGAGACGAUGACAAGUGGCUGAUGUCUUUUGUCAUGCCCUCAAAGUAUGGUUCCAGCUUGCCAUUUCCCAAAGAUCCAUCAGUGGCUAUCAAAGAGGUGCCAAGCAAAAUUGUGGCAGUUGCUGCUUUUUUAGGUUGUUUGACGAGAGACAGAAACUGGAAAGGCAGACAAGUGAAGAUCUUAAUCUUACUCAGGAUCUUCGGUUGGGACUUGAGAACUUGGACUCUGCUCUUCAGGUUGCUUGGGCAGUCUUAAAGAAAAAAGGAAAAGAUUUAGUACUUAGAUAUUUUGUUGGUUGUUUUGUGACUGUUUGGUGGUAUUAUGUUGAGAGAUUGUGACUAUUGAUUUGGUGAAAGUUAUGACAGGGUUGCUUUGUAGUUAAAUGGCUUGUUUAGGAAGGGAUUUAUGAAUGUACAAGACAAAUAUUGCAAAAAUUUAUAAAGAGUGUUGCAUUUUACUUUUGUCAGUGUUGUAAUUUCUAUUUAUUUAGUGGUUCAUAUUUAAUUUA